UCUUCACCCGUUUACUGCAGUUGAAGUCAUCGUCAAGGGACCCAUCAUCAAAUUACGAUAAUAGCUGAAACUUUUUGCAGGUUGUAAUUUUGGCACACACUAAAGACAGGUUAACUAAGCUAAGCUGAAAGCUUUUCAAACUUAACUUGACAUAUAAAAUAACUAUAUUCCACGUAAACCUGAGACAAAAAUCUAAAAUGUUCCAUAAAAUGAUCUGUUUAAUCCUUCAAGUUAUGUACAGUGCAACAUCAACACAAAUAGGAAAAGACUGUCAUUCCAGUUUACAUAACAAGCAGCCUGAAGUAAGAAACAAACCACCUGCAGUGAAGCUGAACAAAAUCUACUAUCUCAAGCGUUCGAUUCAAAGAAAUCCGUUCGAAGUUUGGUACUUCAAGGAUAAGUUGAAGUCUUUGGAGGAUUUGUUCCUUACGGCCGAAAUGUAUAACAACCAGAUUGUUGAACGACGAACAACAGAAUAUCGUCUUAAAAAUCUUAUGGAAAAAGUUCUACUCGGUCAAGAUAUUGGCCUUAUUGUAAUAGGUGGAUCAACAUCGGCUGGAGGUGGAUUAAUCAACGAUUUCUCUAAUCUAAAAGGAAUUUAUUAUCGUGUGUUUGUCGAUUGGUGGCAGAAGGCCAUACAACCUUUUACUGGAUCUCGCAUCAAAUUGCAGAAUCUCGCCGUUGGAGGAACUGCUAGCGACUUUUUUUAUUAUUGUUACAAAACUUUGAUGAGACCUAAAGAUAGCCCAGACAUUAUCCUCCUUGAGCUUUCAAUAAACGAUUAUCUUCAAUUUAAGGAUUCUCAAAAGCCAAGAGCGUCAUCUCUUGAAAAACUUACGAGGCGGAUACUUAGGGAAGAAUCUUCCUCGGCAGUGGCAUAUGUCAAUUUUACUCCCGGAAAUAAUAAAAUUCCCAUGUGUGACAACCUGGAAAAUCACGGGCAGACUAUGCUAGCCUGGCAUUAUGGCAUUACAAGUUUCAGUAUGCGCGAGUCGUUAUGUUCAGAUGAUCGAGAGAGACAAAUUCCAGCGUUUUUCACUGCGGAUGGAGUUCAUAGUGGUAAUAUUACCCAUGCACAAAUCGCUUUAAUGAUAAUCAAUAGCGUUCGUAAAGCUUUAUCAAACACCAUAACAAAUACCAAUCGAGGGCUAUUUUAUUUACGAUUUGUCAACUUACCGAGACCUGUUUAUUUUGCGGGCAAAGGGGGAUCUGUUCCAGGCCCUCUCUGUUACACUCGCCUCACACCCGACGUAAGUAGCACUUUCUUUAAUCCAUCCCUCUCUGUCACAGAAAUAAAAAAUACGGGAUUUAAACGAAUUCAAAAUCUACCUAUCGGUGUUUAUAGAAGCAGUUCAUGGGAAAAUAAACUCGGGCCUGUGCGGACUGAUGGUUUUGGUGGAUGGGAAGCAGAGAAAGUAGACUCUAUUUUACAACUACGAAUUGAUUUACCUUUUAAUGGCAUUCCUGGGGAUAAUCAAACUAGAGAUGUUCUUAUAGCCUUCCGAACAAACGGUUAUGGAGGAAAAGCAGAAGUUUCAUUGGACAAAAGUAACAACAGCGUCUAUGCUGAUGCGUAUUCCACAUAUGGAUUUACACAAGUCGUUAAUGUAGCGCGUCUAGUAAAACCAGGAAGCCACAAACUAAGUUUUAAGAUUGUAAAAGGCGGAAAGUUUGCAUUAUGCGGUAUCAUGAGUGCAGGCUCAGAACCCGAACUGUGACAAACUAAUGAGCCUAGACAAAGCUGUUGAUCUGUUGAUCACGUGUCUGUUACGAUCGGGUAGGGACCGCAGCCUCACAAAAAAAAAUGCAUCACGAAAUACAAACAACUGGCAGAUUGAAAUGGUUAGGAAGAUGGAAACAGCUUACGUAUAUUUUGUACAAGUACCGAUCGUGUUUGCUUUUUAAUCGUAGUUUAAGGCAUUCCUGCUUUCGGGCAAAACAUGAUUAUGGGAUCACGUCACCAGAACGGGACUAGGAUAAAUUGAUGUUGAUCACCGAGUCCGCCUCGAGUAGAUGGAAAUAGUUAACAAGAAGGAAACUGAUUGAUUAUGUUUUGUACAAAUACAGAUGGGAAAUACUGAGUGAGUGCUGUUCGAUUAACAAAACUAAAUAAGUGAAUAAAUGAUGAAAGUUUACAUUUCUGGAGCGAAGUAAGUUCGAUUUGCGGUGAUGCAGACCGUUUAACACCAGAAAUGCGUCAAAAUUUUUCAACGAGUUGAUAAAAAUAUAGGAAAUAUUGAAAUGCGCCCCUUCGAAACAUAUCUGAGGUAUGCUGUCGGAAUUAUCGUUUCUUUUGUUUCAAGUAUAUGUUGUGGUUCAAUUUUAUCCUUGGUUAAAAUUUUAUCUUCUUUUGUUUUUGGGUAUUGUAAUAUAUGAUAAUGAGUCUGAAACAAAGGAAAAGAAA
Messenger RNA from Pocillopora damicornis (cauliflower coral), 2404 nucleotides. RefSeq lists its product as uncharacterized. The record is from RefSeq and is a predicted model, not a curated record. NCBI's taxonomy places the organism in Eukaryota, Metazoa, Cnidaria, Anthozoa, Scleractinia, Pocilloporidae.